AUAAAGGUGUCCACAUAUUUUGGGUGGCCACAGAGAGUGGUAGAAGACUCGGGGGGUAAUACUAUGGAAUUCUAUUUGAAGACUUUCUACACUGUGUUGGUACUGACACUGACAGGAGGCCUUGAUCCUACCAGUGUCUCAGCAGCAUCUCCUAAUCCUAGCUCAGUGUCCGUGAGGCCCAGCCCACAGCUCUCUCUCCCCAUUCUCAACCAGUCCUUCAGCCUGGACUGUAGCGGCUCCUUCCCAGGCCUGCCAGUGCUUUGGUACAAAGACGGCCAGGUUGUAGCUCCAGACGCCAGGAUAAACCUGUUGGAACACAACACCUCCCUCCACUUCAACUCCCUGCUGCCCUCUGAUGGUGGCUUCUAUCAGUGCGAGGUGACCAUGGCAAACAUGGCUGAAAGCAAGGUCAUAAGCUUGGGCUACCUGCUAAACUUUGAUCAUUGGAGUGUUAGUAUCAGUGGCCCUGACACAGUGUUGCCUGGGAGGGAAUACACCUUUACCUGCCAGGUGAACUGCACUGUCGACCUGGACUGCUCCAUCCGCUGGCCAUUGAGGGGGGGUAUCCUUACUAGCGCCUACCUCUCUGUGAGGAAGAAUAUCCUGAAAUGGAUCCCGUCGGUACCUGGUACGGUACAGAACUUCACCUGUGUGGUGGAGAACACAGCAGCUGGACGCUCUGCAGAGGCCUCCAAGACAGUGAAGGUCACAGGACCCACAGUAUCAGGAUCUGAAACAGUGAGGCUGACUGGAGUUUUAGGACUGGUCCUCUGUAUGGGACUGCUGUUCCUCCUUGAUCCCUAGGAGGGGCGCUAUAAGGCUACAGACGAUGGGAAGGACAGAGGAGAACAUUGAAUGAGUUCAGGUUCACCUUCAGAACGAAUAAUAAAACAGGAACCAACGUUUUGAAACUCUUAAUCCUGUCCAAUAAGAAUGCUUGUUUCUCAGAGUAAGAAUAUAAGGGAAUAAGAAUGUUUCCUCUGUUGUGGGAUAAUGAUAGUUGAGUCAUUGGAAGUUUCCAGUGAAUUAUGUUUAUCAUCCACAUGCAGUGGGUAACGAUGAGAAAAUAACAAAACGUACAUAUUGAUGUUAUCUAUGUAAUAUUUUAUUUUUUGCAACACCUACUGUAUUAUUAUUAUCUUUGUUGUUGUCGAGAUGACCUUGUAAAAUAAACUCCCAAAUGAGUGUGGUAAGAGA
This is a messenger RNA of Oncorhynchus mykiss (rainbow trout), 1197 nucleotides long. Its product is annotated as hemicentin-1. The record is from RefSeq and is a predicted model, not a curated record. NCBI's taxonomy places the organism in Eukaryota, Metazoa, Chordata, Actinopteri, Salmoniformes, Salmonidae.